Molecule: messenger RNA, 219 nt
Organism: Aureococcus anophagefferens
Lineage: Eukaryota; Pelagophyceae; Pelagomonadales; Pelagomonadaceae
Exons: 1
Molecular function (GO): RNA binding
Source: RefSeq, a predicted model, not a curated record
AUCUACGUGUCGAACCUCGACUACAAGACGAACGAGCGCGACGUCAAGCGCAUCUUCGAGCGCUUCGGCGCGAUCAAGGAGGUCUUCAUGCCGCUCCACCCCGAGUUCGGCCGGUCCCGGGGCUUCUGCUUCGUGACCUUCGCCGAGGAGGCCGACGCGGCGACGGCCAUCGAGAAGAUGGACGGGGGCGACCACGAGGGCCGCCAGCUCCGCGUGUCG